Messenger RNA from Boleophthalmus pectinirostris (great blue-spotted mudskipper), 6100 nucleotides. Its product is annotated as obscurin-like protein 1. Lineage: Eukaryota; Metazoa; Chordata; Actinopteri; Gobiiformes; Gobiidae. The coding region runs from base 1 to 5931 and encodes 1976 amino acids. The record is from RefSeq and is a predicted model, not a curated record. The transcript is spliced from 22 exons. Gene Ontology annotation, molecular function: protein binding.
AUGGACGUGUUCGGGGGAGCUCCGCGGUUCCUGGCCUACCCUCGCCCGGUGCUGGUCCAGAGCGGCACCGACGCCGUCCUCAAGUGUCAGAUCGGAGGAGACCCCAGACCGGCCGUCAUCUGGGAACGCAACAACGAGAAGAUUGACCCCCAAGGACGAUAUCGCGUGUUCGAAGACGGGAACGUUUACAACCUGAUCAUCACUUCUGUCACGAUCGAGGACAGCGGACAGUAUAUCUGCAAAGCCAAAAACAGCAUCGGGGAGACCUAUGCGGCGGCUACACUCAAGGUGGAAGGAGAGGCUCAGGAGAUGGAGCUACGAGAGGAAAACAAGCCACGCUUUCUCAUCAAACCUCUGUCGACGCGAGCUGGACGUGGAGAGGAUGCUGUUUUCUCCUGUAAAAUUUGGGGCAACCCUAAACCCGAUGUUGUUUGGGAGAAAGAUGGCAAAAAACUAAACGAGAUUUUCGAAAGUACUCAUUUUAGCGUUGGCUCACAAGAUGGCGGGUGGUUUCAGCUGAAGAUUUUCAAAACACGAGCGCCGGACGGUGGAGUUUAUACUUGCAAAGCGAGGAAUGAGUUUGGCGAAGCGUUAGCUGGGGCCGUGCUAUUGGUGGACGCGGGGCCCGGACACGAUGAUGAAGCGAACAGAAACGGAUACACAAACGGACAUUGGAAACCUAUCCCGGGACGCAGCGGUCGACCGGCGCCGAACCGCUUAAACGAUACGAUGACGAAAACAGCAAAAGUGAAAAUGUUUGCGGUGACGGAAGGAAAGCACGCUAAGUUCAGGUGUUUUGUAACGGGCAAACCGAAGCCGGAGAUUAUCUGGAGGAAAGAUGGUCGUCUGAUCCUGUCCGGGAGGAGGUACCUGUUGUACGAGGACAGAGAGGGGUACUUCACGCUCAAAGUGUUGUACUGUAAACAGAAGGAUAAUGGAGUGUACGUUUGCGCCGCGUCCAACACGGCCGGACAGACUCUGAGCGCCGUGCACCUGUCUGUCAAAGAGCCACCGGUGCGGUUCAAACAGCCACUCAUCGACCUGGAGGUGUGGGAGCGGGACCUGGCGGUUCUGGAGUGUGAGGUACCAGAGGACUCAGUGCCCAUCACCUGGUACCUGGAGGACCGACGGCUGCAGCCCGGAGCCAAGUAUGACAUGGAGCAGUGGGGCACCAAGAGGAGACUGACCAUCAGGGACAUCGGGGUAGACGACGAUGGGAUCUACCUGUGUGAGAUGCCCGAUGGGGGGAGGAGCAUCGCCGAGGUCGCUGUCAAAGGCACCAUAGUGAGGAAGCUCCCUCGCAAAGUGGACGUUCUGGAGGGGGAGAACGCGGCGUUCUGUGUGGAGGUGGAGAAGGAGGAGAUGGACAUUCACUGGUACAAAGAUGGAGUGGAGCUGAGAGAGACCCAUCAGACCAUCCUCAAGUCAUUCGGACGCACCCACAUCCUGGUCUUUGUCAACACCAUGCCCCAGGACACAGGGCAGGUCAUGUUCUUUGUGGGACGAUCUAAAACCUCCUCACAGCUCAGGGUCAAAGCGGCCCGUCACUGCCCGCCCAGUGCUCCUGUAGGGGUUCAGAUCAACACGGAGCGGGCCAACGCUGCUCUGCUCUCCUGGAUCCCCGCUCAGGACUCCAGGAAAAACCCUCCGUCCGGAUACGUCCUGGAGCGUCAGGAAGUGGGCACGGGUUCUCAGGAGUGGCUCCAGUGUUUGACCACCGACUCGGCCACGUCUGUGGAGAUCCUGGGAGACAGUGUUCCCUGUGAGGCCGACUACCGCUUCAGGAUCUGCAGCGUCAACAAGUACGGCAAGAGUAACAACGUGGAGUUCCCCCGCACCGUGCACCUGGUGCCGGUGGCCCGGAUACAGGCUCCUCUUCAGGACGCUCUGGUUCCUGAGGGACAGGACGCAAUCUUCUCCAUCGAGCUCACCGCCUCAGUCAUCGGGACCUGGUUCUUAAACGGGACUCAGAUCCAGGAGGACGAGCGGUUUUCCAUGAGACGAACCCGGACGCACCAGUCCCUGCGGAUACGCGGAGUACGAGACACGGACAACGGAGCAGAGAUCACGUUUAUCGCCUACGGAAUCAGAGACUCUGCUGCCCUGUACAUACAAGCUCCUCUGGUGAAGUUCUCCCCUCUGUCUGAGAUGGACAGAAACAAGUUUGUGGAGAUGGGGAAUCCUAUCGUUUUAUACUGUGAGCUGUCCGACCCCGCAGCCCCGGUGCACUGGUACAAGAACGGAGUCGAACUACAGACCACGGAGGGGCUACACAUCCAGUCUGAGGGCACCAUGAGACGCAUCGUCAUCCAAUCAGCAGAGUUCUCUCACUCAGGUGUUUACUGCUGUGAUGCCAUCGAUGACGUCAUCCGGUUCAACGUAGAAGUAGAAGCUCCUCCGGUCACGUUUAGAGAAAUCCCAGAGGAGGAUCUGCUGAGGACCAUAGUGGAGCAGGAGGAGCUGGUACUGUCCUGUGACGUCUCCGUGCCAGAGGGGGCAGUGCAGUGGUACAAAGACGGAGUCGAAGUCCAACCAAACAAGGCCGUGGUUAUUCAGGCUGAAGGCACCACCAGGACUCUAACCCUCCGCUCAGCUCAGCUCUGUGACACCGGAACAUUCUCCUGCCGAACCGGAGACAAUGUGGUCAUGUUCAAAGUGACCGUCCUAGAACCUCCAGUUAUGAUCGUCUACCCUAAAGAGGACGUACAUUUGGAUCGACACGUCCCAGAGGAGGUGAUCCUGAGCUGUGAGCUGUCUCGCCCGAAUGGAGUUGUGAGCUGGUACAAAGAUGGACAGAAGCUUCAGGAGAGUGAGAACAUCAAGCUGAAGGUAGAGGGCCCGUAUAGAAGACUGAAGAUCAUGUCCUGUCGAGUGGAGGACUCAGGGGAGUACGUCUGUGACACCGACCAUGACUCCAUCUUCUUCCAGCUCAAUAUCACAGAGCCCCCAGUGCGUAUCGUUUCCCCAAGUCAGUCCCAAAUGGAGUUGUGUCAGCAGACCUCCGAGCGCAUGGUCCUGAGCUGUGAGAUCUCCCGUCCAAACGCGGUGGUGCGCUGGUACAGAGACGGGUUGCAGGUGGAGGAGAGCCAGAACCUUCUCAUUGAAGAGGACGGAGUCUACAGAAGACUAAUCAUCCCCAAAACCACCGUCCAGGAUUCCGCCGAGUAUGUCUGUGACACAGCUGAUGACUCCAUGACCUUCUUCGUCAACAUUGCAGAGCCUCCAGUGCGCUUCGUCCGACCGCGUAAGUCGGCAAGUAAAGUGGAGUGUGCGGCCGGUGAGGAGGUGGUCCUGGAGUGUGAGGUGUCCAGGCCGAACGCCGAGGUGACCUGGAAGAGGAACGGAGACGAGGUGGAGGACUCAAAGAACAUCUCGAUCCUGGAGGAGGGCGUGAUGAGACAGCUGACCAUCCACGCUCUGUCUGAGGAGGAAGCGGGGCAAUACGUGUGUGACGCCAAAGACGACCUCAUGGACUUCACCGUCACCAUCAAGGAGCCUCCAGUGAGGAUUGUGGGUAAACCUGAGGGCCGCACAGAGAAGACGUUUGUGCUGGAGGAUGACAUCAUUCUAGUGUGUGAGCUGUCGAGGGCCAACGCCGCUGUCACAUGGAGCAAAGACGGGUUCCCCCUGGAGGAGAGCGAUCGGUACUGUGCAGAGGAGCAGGGCGUGUUCAGGUCUCUGGUGGUUCUGAACGCAGAGCUGCAGGACUCUGGAGAGUACAGCUGUGACGCUGGGGAUGACAACAUGGUCUUCUACAUCACUGUCAAAGAGCCUCCAGUCCAGAUCAUGGGAAACUCAGGUACUCCAGAGCGCCACCUGCUGUUGUGUGGGGAGGAUCUGGUGUUGGAGUGUGAGGUUUCUCGGGCCAACGCUGAGGUGCGAUGGCUGAAGGACGGAGAGGAGCUGAGCCCAGAUGAGAGAGUGACCAUCCAGAGCGGUGAUGUUCUGAGGAAGCUGGUCUUGAUGAACCUGCAGGAAUCAGACAGUGGAGAGUACACCUGCGACGCCACGGACGACAAGAUGAUCACCAUUGUCCAAGUGCAGGCGCCUCGUGUGGUGGAGUUCAUCGCAGGCCUGCGGAGCGUCACCGUGAGGGAGGGGGAAGACGCCGUGUUUAAAUGUGUGGUGUCUCCGGAGGAUGUCGCCCUCGUGUGGCAGAUUAACGGACGCGUGCCUCCGAGUGACCGCGCCGCAGCGACACAGAACGGCACCUGUCACACUCUGCGCCUCGACAGGUGCAGACUGCAGGACUGCGGCAGGGUUAGUGCCAACGCGGAGGGGCAGGUGUCCACCGCCGAGCUGCAGGUGCAAGAGCCGCAGGUGGUGUUCACGCGUCAGAUGUCGGCGGUGUCAGCAGAGGAGUUCGGGGAGGCUCUUCUGGAGGUGGAGGUGAGCGAGGACUCGGGGGAGGUGCAGUGGAUGAGACAGGGGGUCCUGCUCCACGCCGGGCCCAAGUACAGCCUCCUGAAGCGGGGUCGCACACACAGCCUCAGGGUCCAGCGCCUGGCUCUGUCCGACAGCGGGAAGUACAGCUGUGAGACUCUGCACGACCGCACCCAAGCCCAGCUCACCGUCACACCUCGUCGAAUCUCCAUAACAAAGGGUCUGUCCGAUAUAAGGACCACGGAGCGGGAGACGGCGUCCUUCGAGGUGCACCUUUCCCACCCGGAUCUGCCUGGGACCUGGUUCCGAAACGGGACUAAGCUCAAAGCCAGCACUCACUUCAGGAUGAGCUGCAAGGGCCUGGUGCACAGUCUGACCAUCACUCACCUGAGCGUGGACGACACGGGCAGCUUCAUGUUCUGUGUGGAGGAGCUCAAGACCACGGCCAGGCUCGUGGUUCGAGAGCCUCCAGUGUCCAUCCUGAGGAAGCUGGAGGACCAGAGGUUUCCUGAUGGAGCCGUCGUCUCCAUCGAGUGUGAGCUCUCCAGACACAACGUGGACGUCAAGUGGCUCAAGAAUGGAGCGGAAGUGAAGCCCAGUAAAGAGCUGAGGAUCUACGCUAUGGGCCGUAAGAGGUUCCUGCAGGUCAUGAAGUGUCGAGUGAGCGACUCUGGAGUUUACACGUGUGACGCAGGAGACACCAGCACCUCCUGCAGUGUGGAGGUCUACGAGCGAGAGCUGGUGAUUCUUCAUGAGCUGGAGGAUCUGGAGAUCGAAGAAGACCAGAACGCUGUGUUCAUGUGUGAACUGUCUGUGGAGGAUGUUCAAGGAGAGUGGUACAAGAAGGGAGAGAAGAUCCAGAACACGAGCACCAUCAAGACCAGACAAGAAGGCACGAAGCACUUCCUGCUCAUGUGUAACGUGCGGCCGGAGGAUUCUGGAGAGAUCAAGUUUGUGGCUCGACACGUGGAGUCUGUGGCCUAUCUGGACGUGGAAGAGCUGCCGGUGAGCAUCGUGAAGCCUCUGCGGGACCAGACGGUGGUGGAGAAAACUCGAGUUCUUCUCGACUGUACCGUGUCUAACCCGCGCUGCUCCUGCCGCUGGUACAGAGGCUGCAGCGUGAUCCUCCCCUCUGAACGCUUCGAGAUCUGCAGUGAGGGCUGCACCAGGAAACUCAUCAUACAGCAGGUGGCGCUAGAGGACGACGGCACGUACAGCGUGCAGGUGGGAGAGCACAGCUGCUCUGCUAAACUCACUGUGGAGGCCCAGUCGGUGUCUCUGGUCCAGGAGCUGUCAGACGUGCAGGUGCGGGCCCCGGACGAGGCGUGUUUCCAGGUGGAGGUGUCAGCUCCGGUACAGAAGGCUCCGGUGUGGACUCUGAACGGAGAGGUUCUCCAGCCCAGCCCCCGGGUCCUCCUGGAGAAGAUGGGCACGCUCCACAGACUGACCUUCAGGUUGACCUCGGAGGAGACCAGCGGAGACGUGGAGUUCAGCAUCGGCAAGACCAGCAGCAGGGCCAGGCUCACCGUCAUCUCUGACCCCGAGUGACCCCUGUCUGCUCCUCACUUACCCAAGACCUCACAAGAUCCAAGACCCAAGACCUGGUCCAAGUCCCAAGACCUAGUCCUGGUCCAGAUCUAGACCUUGGUCCAAAGCCAAAGAGUGUAAACCCUCCUGUCAAUGUCCACUUAGCACUGACCGCUUCAUUACACUGACU